Molecule: messenger RNA, 3954 nt
Organism: Closterium sp. Naga37s-1
Lineage: Eukaryota; Viridiplantae; Streptophyta; Zygnematophyceae; Desmidiales; Closteriaceae
Source: the annotation of a GenBank genome assembly
AUGCCCACCGCGCUCCCAUUCGCUCUCCCACCACACCAGCGCGCCCCUGUCCCCGCUCCCUCACAUGCCGCGCUGCCGCCCCGCGCCUCCCAUGCGGCGCCUCUUCUCCGCCAGCCCACGCUGCCUGCUCGCGCCGCACCCCUCUUGCGCCCUCCUUCUUCCCCCUCCAUUCCGCGCGUUUCCGCCAGCGCGUCCUCUGCGGCCCACGCGAGCGCGCGGUGCGCAAUUGGACCCGUAGAGUCAAGUCGCCAAUUGAACCGUUUAGGGGCGCUCUCACCGCGCCGCAUGCCGAGCGGCGCGUUGCUCUCCCCCUUCCCCGCCUCCUCCGCCGCCCGUCUUAGCAGCGCCAGCAGCGCGUGGCUUUCAGGCUCCUCCAGCGCGCGCCCACUUCCCGCGCGCACCUCAACUCCACCACUCGCGCCCUCCCCCUUCACCCGCCAUUCCGCGCUCCUCCUUCCGCGCCCCGCCGUUGCGCCCAACGGCCGCGGCGGAGGGCGCAGGGGCAAUGGCCGCGUGCUGCACCCGGUGGCGUCGGUGGCGCAGGGGCGGGUGGUGGUGGGGGCGCAGGUGCAGCGCGCCACAGUGCUGGUGGCGCAGCAGCCCGACUGGACGUGGCUCGGCAUCCCCGCAGACAUGGACGCCCCCGCCUCCCCCUCCUCCUCCAUCCCUCCUCUCUCCGCCCGAGCCUCCCUGCAACGUCAGGCUCGGGACGUAGCCUCGGUGGCAGCAGCAGAGGAGAGGGACAGGCUUGCGCUGCAAGGGGCACAGAUUGAGUACCGAGGGGAGGGGGGCGCGCAGGGGGCGCAGGGGCUGGGCGGAAGGGGAGGGGAGGGCGAGGCGGGUGCCAAAGGGGAAGGGAGAGUAGUUGGGGGCACGGAGGUGGGUGGGGGUAAGGCCAGGGUCGAGUGGGAGUGGGUGGAGGACCAGCAGCAGGCGGCGGAGAGGGCAGUGAGCAACGUGCUGCGAGCGGCAGUGGUGGCGCUGGGGUGGCACGGGUACGACCAGCACCCCCUCUCCGCCACUGCGCCAGCCCCCAGUGCCCCACCCUCAACACCCUCUGCACCCCCCUCGCCCCCUCUCUCUGCCCAGGAGCACCUGCUCUCCCUCUCCGCAUCGGCGGCCCUGGCCCACUUCUCCUCCCUGCCGCCCCACCUCAUGCCCCCCCCACGCCCGCCCCCUGCCCCCGCCCCAAUGCCCACACAGCACAGUGGGAGCGAAGGGGGUGGGGGCCGGGGAUUAAGUGGUGAUGGCACGGUGGGAGGGGAGAGGAUGGCACGUGAGAGUGGCAAGGGGCGGGAAGGUCACAUGGCGGGCGGUGAGGGGCGGUCGGGGCACAUGGAGAGUGGGGGUGCUAGUGUGGGAGCGAAUGGUGAUGGCCUUUCGAGGAGGGGAGGAGACGGUAGCAUGAGCACGGAAGGGACAGUAGCAGCAGUUGGUGGGAGAGAGAGUGACGCACGAGGGGUUGAAGUGAGAGGGAGUGAGGCUAGGAUGGGUGAAGCAAGUGGCGUGGGUGGAGUGAAGUGGGGCGAGGGCGGCAGGGGUGCAGGCGAGGGGGAGGGCAGCGAGUCGGCGCUGAGAGAUGCUCUGGCGCUCGCCAUCCGCCAGCGCAUGGCCGCCCACGUGGGGGGAGGGCUCGUGGAGGGGCAGGUGGGGGGGCAGGCGGGGGGUCAUGUGGGGGGCCGGGGCGAGAGAAUAGGAGUGGAUGUGGAGCAAGAGGUGGAGGGGAGAGGGAGUGGAACGAGAGAGGUGGUGGAGGCACAAGGGGCGUGGGGCGGAGCAGCAAGGAGAGAGGAGGCUACAGACAGGGGGCUUGCCUCAGUGACUGCUGGUGCUGCCACUGGCCGUGCCACGGCCCUUCCUCUUGCUGCUGGCCUUCCUUCUCCCGCGCAACAGCAGCAGGCGCAGGCACAGCAGCACAGCGGGCAGGCACCGUCACAAGUGAGCGCGGCGGACUCGCAGCAGUGGCAGCAGGAGCGGAGGCAGCAGCAGGCAGAGGUAGCAGCAGUACAGGUGGAGCGGGCACCUCAGAGUGCGGCUGAGCCCCUGCCGCCCCUGCCAUCGCCCGCCCGCAUGUCGAAGGCGGGGUUGCCGGCGCCUGUGUGUGCGCGUGAGUGGGCGCUGCGCAAGCUGCACCCAGCAUAUGGGCGAGGGGGGCCAGAGGCGCAGGGGGGGAGAGGGGAUGGCAGCGAGGUGGGGGGGGAGAAGGGCACGCAUGGCAGUACGGGCAGGGGUGCUGGUGAGGCUGGGGAGGGGGUUACAGCACCACAAACAGCAGCAGUGGGGGGUGAAGACGGGGCAGGUGGAGGGAGGCAGGGCGAGGAGGCAGCAGGGGGAGGUGGGGGGCGGUUGGUGCCGUGCAUGGAGGGAGUGAGGGUGCAUGGCGGCACCCUCAUGCUCCUCGCUUACGGUGACCAGGAGCCACGGGUGGUGGAGCACAUAGAUGCGCAUGUGACCUUCCCCGCGCUGCCCCACUCCUACAAGCGCAUCAAGCCCCCUGGCAGCAGCGGCAAGGGAACGCGCUUCUCUACGCCUUUCCACAUGAUGCCUGGCGGUGCAGCGGCAGGGCGGAAGGAGGCGGAGGGGGGAGCAGAGGGGGGAGCAGGCGAGGGGGGAGGCGGGCUGCUGCGAGUGGCCGUGGAUGUGGACGAGGACAAGCACGAGUGGGCUGUCACUGUCACCGCACACAACCUCUUUGCACCUGUGCGUGCUCAUCUGCGUUGCUGCAUGUUCUCACCUGCAUCUGCUGUGACCAGCAGCCAGUCAAGUGAUGGAGCGGCUGCUGGAGAUCCCCUUGGAUUGGUACGGCGGGAGGGCCGACGGGCAGGUGCAGCUGUGGAUGGGGGCGGGCGAUUCGUUCCCCAACUUCAAGGGCAGGGUGGACAUCACAGACCUCGCCUUCCAAAUCUGGGAGUCCCCCUGUGCGUUCACUGUAAGGCCGCCGUUCACUGUAUGGCCACUCACACUCACACCAUCCUCACACUCACGCCACCCACACACUCACACCAUCCGCACACUCACACCAUCCGCACACUCACACCAUCUGCACACUCACACCAUCCGCACACUCACACCAUCCGCACACUCACACCAUCCGCACACUCACACCAUCUGCACACUCACACCAUCUGCACACUCACACCAUCCGCACACUCGCACCGUCCUUCACAUGAUUGUUUCCCACAUCCUCUCCCUGCCGUGUCGUCCCCUCUCUGCCUGUGCGUCGCCAUGCCCCCCCGGGGCGAGCAGGGAGUGAGCGGGGCGGUGGUGCUGGAGGGGCAGCGGCUGUUCCUGCACGGGGUGGAGGGGCGGUACGGCCACGUGCCACUGAGGGCGUCGGGGGACAUGGACCUCAACCAGGGCGCCGGGGGGCAGUACCGCAUCACAGCCCAGGUGCUCCCCCGCUCCCACCCUCUCAUGCGCUCCCACCCUCUGCGCUCCCAUGUUCCCUCUGCUGCAUUCAACGCUGCGCUGUGCUCUUCUCAGCUCACAUACGGCCUUGCCUGGUGCGUGUGUCACGCGGUGCAGGUUCAACCAGUGGAGGCGAAUCUGCUGAUGAAGACACUCAACGCCAAGCCCCUGCCAUACCCGCUGGCAGGGAGCCUGCAAGGGCUGCUCUUCUGCCGCGGGCCUCUCGAUGCGCCGAUCUUUGAAGGCACUGCUGAGCUGGCAGCAGAGCCUGCUGACGUGGAUGCAGCCGUUGCUGCGGUGGCGGGGUCGGAUGCAGCGGGGGCGGUGGAGGCGUGGCGGGGGGAGGGGGCGGUGGGGGCGUAUGACCGCGUGCCCGUGACGGCGGCCACGGCCAACUUCACCUUCAACACGGACGACUGUAGCGGAGCUGCAUGGGGUGCGGGCGGUGCCAGUGGGAGGAGGGGAGAUCCGAGGGGCGGGCACGCUGUGGGUGUGCCCUCAGGUGAGUGGGGUGUGUUCGCAGCUGCGUGCGAAUGUGGUGAUUAA